CGGCGGCAAAGUCGUCACUGGCAGUCGGUGUCUCCGCUUGGCAAAUUUACGGUGGUCUAUUGGCUGAUCUUCGUCGACACCGGCGGCAAGGGGGAGCAUGUAACACUCCCUGGACAGCGCUCCCCCUCGUCAGCCUCUCGUUCACCCGGGGACGAACUAUACUAGUGCUCUCAUUGACCCACCGCUCAGGUUCGUCGCCAUAGCUCUUCUUACCUCCUCCUACCUCUCACCUCCUUCCCCUCCCCUCCGCCUUUAUCUUCUCCCACCCCGCACUGCCCCACCACAGGCUAUCAGCCUGUGCUCGAGCUAAAAAGACACUCGCGACGCGUGCUGCCUGCGCAUCUGCCCCUGCGAGUGCUGCCGCUUCUACGAUCGCCUGACGUCUGUUCCCUGUCCCGAAGCCAACCAUGGACCGCCACCUGCCUCCAGGCAUAUCACCAAAAACCCUAUCUGCCGCCGUCGAUGUCAGUCAGUUCGACCGCGGAGACAUCUCGUUUAUCAUCAUCUGCGGCGCGCUCGUGCUCUUCAUGGUCCCAGGCAUAGGCUUCCUCUAUUCCGGUCUCUCCCGCCGCAAGAGCGCACUUCACCUCAUAUGGAUCGUCGCCGCGAGCAACGCCGUCACCAUCUUCCAGUGGUACUUCUGGGGCUACUCCCUCGCCUUCUCCUCGACGGCGACGAACGGCUUCAUCGGGAACCUCUACCACUUUGGCAUGCAGCGCGUGCUCGCCGACCCGAGCCCCGGCUCCCCGCUCAUCCCGGAGCUCCUCUACGCCUUCUACCAGAUGGAGUUCGCCUGUGUCACCGUCGCCAUCCUCGUCGGUGCCCUCGCAGAGCGGGGACGCGUCCUGCCCGCGCUCGUCUUCAGCUUCCUCUGGAUGACUCUCGUCUACUGCCCUCUUGCGUGCUGGGCCUGGGCCCCGAACGGCUGGGCAUUCAAGUGGGGGGUGCUCGACUACGCAGGUGGCGGACCCGUCGAGAUCGGGAGCGGGAUCGGGGGCUUGGCGUACUCCUGGGUGCUCGGCCGCCGCACCGAGCGCGAGCUGCUCAACUUCCGGCCGCACAACGUCUCGCUCGUCGGCCUCGGCACCUUCGUGCUCUGGCUCGGCUGGCUCGGCUUCAACGGCGGCUCCGCCUUUGGCGCGAACCUCCGCGCCGUGCUCGCCAUCUGGAACUCGAUGAUCGCCGCCGCGUUCGGCGGCAUCGUCUGGUGCUUCCUCGACUACCGCGUCGAGCGCAAGCUGUCCAUGGUCGGCUUCUGCUCGGGCACCAUCGCCGGCCUCGUCGCCGCCACGCCCACGUCCGGCUACGUCCCGCUCUGGGCCUCCGUCAUCACAGGGACGAUCGUCGGUGCGGUGUCGAACUACGCCACCAAACUCAAGUUCUACCUCCGCAUCGACGACGCGCUCGACCUCGGCGCGGAGCACGCGAUGGGCGGCAUCAUCGGCCUGCUCCUCAACGGCCUCUUCGCGGACAAGAACCUCGUCGCGCUCGACGGCGUCAGCGCCGUGCCCGGCGGCUGGCUCAACCACCACUACCGCCAGCUCUACGUCCAGUUCGCCUACGUCUGCGCGACCGUCGGCUACACCUUCGUCGUCACCGCGCUCCUCGCCAAGGCGCUCGACCUCGUCCCGGGCAUGCACCUCCGCGCGUCGCCCGAAGAGGAGGCGCUCGGCAUGGACGACGUCCAGAUCGGCGAGUUCGUCUCGGACUACGUCGAGGUCCGCAGGGACUACCGCGACUGGACACCGGCGUACCACCGGCCCGCUGUCGGCGGCAAGGCCGAGGGCUCCGAGUCGGGCACGAGCACGCCCACCGCCGCGGGCGACCGCCACGGCCACCCCGACGUCGCGGCGCACCACGCGCCGGCGGCGGCACACGAACGUGCCCCGGUGGUGGGGACGAAGCCGCAAGACGCGCUCGGGGUCGUCUCUGAAAAGCCCGUCGAGGAGGCCGUGUAGGGAGAGGAGGCUUUGUGUCUGUUGGAGACCUAGGACGAACGGAGGGGAUGAUUUGGAACUGACAUGACUGACCCGCCCCUUCUCACGCGACCGGGCAAAACUCAUCGUCUCCUUGCUCAUGUUUAUUGGGUAUUGAAUAUCUAUCUCACGAUCGCUUACGCUUUCAAGUUCUUCUUGGAUGUAAUUCUCUUGGGUGUAUUAAUGGUGUGUUAGCAUUUAUCUCAUAUAUACAUAGAGUCAUGACCUACUUUCACACAACGAGACUGGAGCUUAUGGGGAGAUACUUCAAACUAGGUUUGAUUCAUUCGCAAAAUAGACAGUACACUUUCAUUCCGUGCGAGCAUCUAUCGCGUGUCCAAGGCUCGUCAUGCUAGAUACACAAUUUGAGAUGAUGAGUGAUAAGAUGAAUGCCAGUCAACGUAGAAAGUGGGACGAUGGCUCAGAGCGUGAGCUGUUCGAGGUCCUUAGGGAGGCUGUCGGGAGCCUUCCACAUCCAGAAAGGACCUGGACGGAAGCCGGUCAGUACAGUGGCCACAUGACAACCACAAGUCAUGAUGUGCGUACCUGCAGGAUCCCCAACUAGAAACGAAGAAAAUCAAGUCAAGAGAGUGCAGAGGAUUGAGCUGAAGAGACAUGCCUUCUUCGUGCACAGCAACUGUCCAGAUCCCGGCGAUGCCCAUGGCGGAGCCCACGUUACCGACUUGCACGGCUUCGGCGCUGAAUCUCGCAUGUGUGCGCGCAUCAGCACCGCAAACUCGAAGCACACCGGCUGGCGAAGCACACAAAGAGAGGGGCACGUACCUCCACCUGUUUGCGCUGUCGUCGUACGACGUCACCUGGUCAGUCGACACGCACAAAAUCUAGUCAGUCCACGCGUCCGUGAGCAUGGUCGAAUAGCAAACAGAAAGAUUGGGGGGGGAGGUGGAAACGGACGAGGAAAAGGGAGAGGGAGCAGGGCGAGGAAGAGAAGAUUGAGAGAAACAUCAGUACAGUGCUCACAAAGUUCCAGCGCACGGUGCCGUCGCGCAUCAUUUGAACCGUGCCUCUGAUCCUGGACGUGCCGCUGUGAACGCCCUUCGACGAGCCCUCGAAGCGGAUCGUUGGGUACGACGAAUCGAAGUCACCCCUCACCGACGCCGGGCCGGGGCCGGACGCGAAGAGUGAAGACGCACACCUGCUCGCGGAGGCAAGCUCGGGAGACGACAUCGGUGAGUCGGGUGGGUCAAGGACUUUGAGGUCGACUUCCAUCAGACGGACGGCUUCUGUGAAGUCUUCGUCGAAAAAGUUGGGGUUGAGUGGCCCUGCGUUCAAAGCAGAGAACUGAAAAGGAACAACGUGGGUCUG
Molecule: messenger RNA, 3302 nt
Organism: Phanerochaete carnosa HHB-10118-sp
Lineage: Eukaryota; Fungi; Basidiomycota; Agaricomycetes; Polyporales; Phanerochaetaceae
Exons: 7
Coding region: 408-1958 (516 amino acids)
Biological process (GO): ammonium transmembrane transport
Cellular component (GO): plasma membrane
Molecular function (GO): ammonium channel activity
Source: RefSeq, a predicted model, not a curated record